UGGGAGGCGGAGCCGCGGCUCCCGGGGCGGGGCUACGGUACGCUGUCAGCUGACCCAGACCGGUGAACCCAGAAACCGGGUACCCGCGGCGGAUCUCGUCUAGAGCCCUUGCCUGCCUCAGUGUACCACGCCCUCCCUGCUGGACUGGGGGCCUUCCCUCCACCACCAUGGUCUGGAAGAAACUGAGCUUUGGAAACUUCUCCAACUGCCCCAAUGGCUCUUUAGAGUGGAUAUGGGACUUGUUUGGUGAAUGUGCCCAGGACAGCUGGGAUGAGGCCAGUGUGGGGCUGGGCUUGAUCUCCAUUCUCUGCUUCGCUGCGUCUACCUUUCCCCAGUUCAUCAAGGCCUGCAAGACGGGCAACAUGGACCAAGCCCUGUCCCUGUGGUUCCUCCUGGGCUGGAUCGGCGGAGACUCCUGUAACCUCAUCGGGUCCUUCCUUGCUAACCAGCUGCCCCUGCAGACCUACACAGCAGUGUAUUACGUCCUGGCGGACCUGUUCAUGCUGUCACUGUACUUUUACUACAAGUUCAAGAAACGCCCCUCUCUGUUGUCUGCCCCCAUCAAUUCUCUGCUCUUACUCAUCGCUGGGUCAGUGUGCUCCACGCCCCUGCUGAGCAGGGCUGGCCCUGUGGCUGCCCCGAGGGAAGUCUUCCGGGGACGGAUGCUCCUGUCUCUGGAGCCAGGCUUCACGCCCUUCACUAAGCAGGAAAUCAUUGGCUUUGUCAUCGGCUCAGUCUCCAGCGUGCUGUACCUGCUGUCCCGAGUGCCUCAGAUCCACACCAAUUUCCUGCGGAAAUCGACCGAGGGUAUCUCCUACUCACUGUUCGCGCUGGUGAUGCUGGGAAACACUCUGUACGGGCUGAGCGUGCUGCUCAAAAACCCUGAGGUGGGCCAGAGUGAGGGCAGCUACCUGCUGCACCACCUGCCCUGGCUCGUGGGCAGCUUGGGUGUCCUGCUGCUCGACACCGUGAUCUCCAUCCAGUUCCUUCUGUACAGGAACAACAGCACUGCCUCAGAGCUCCAGCCUCUCCUCCCCAGCUGACCGGUGCCGGGCCGAGCCCAGGAUGACAGGGACCUGCAGAUCCACCCCCAGGAAGGAACAGGUGUGGGCAGUGGCAAUGCUGCUGCCCCUGGGUUAGCCUGGGGAGGGCCAGAACUAACAGCCCCACUGCCUUCCCCGCCUCUGGAGCCUUCGCAGGCUGGCCUGCCCUGGCAGCAUGCUUCCCAGGGUCUAGGACAGCUGUCAAGGGAGCCUCAAGGAAAGGGCUGCAGCUGAGGCCUCUGGGCCUCUCAGAAGACAGGGUGGCUGCCCCUGCUGCCCAUCUACCUCACUGCCUGUGCAGGCCCUGGGGGGAGCAACAGCUGCCGCCCAGUGGACCCAGGACUGUCUUAUUGUCUUCAGACAACCCAGUAAACAGUACCUCCCCUUGA
This is a messenger RNA of Otolemur garnettii (small-eared galago), 1432 nucleotides long. RefSeq names its product PQ loop repeat containing 2 (gene SLC66A1). Lineage: Eukaryota; Metazoa; Chordata; Mammalia; Primates; Galagidae. The record is from RefSeq and is a predicted model, not a curated record. Bases 168 to 1043 code for a protein of 291 amino acids. The transcript is spliced from 8 exons.